AAAACCCACCUGCGUACCAACUACCAAGUACAAUUCAGAGUCAAACGUCAUUGUUAAAUACGAACUCCCACAUUCACAUUCAAAGUACACACAAAAAACCCGGUUCAAACAAACAAAAAAACCGGGUUUUCUACCAAACUUGAGAGAAUCUGAGAGACUGCGUUUCUUUCCAACUCUUAAUUCAUUCUUUCACUCAAAGUUUUUUCGAUAUGGAGCAACCCGAGAACCCGGCGGAGCAGCCCAUACUAUCUGACCGGGUCAUCAUCAACGGGAGCGAGACGCCGUUAACUCUAACGGUGGAUGGGAAGCUGAGGAUGUGGGAGAGAGGUCAACGUUGCUUGACGGUGGAGAAAGAGGUGCUCGGUUUCGUAACGGAGGGCUCGAAGAUUAGAAUCAGAACCGUCGUCAAAGGCGGAGGAGCUGGAAUCUGCUGUGUCGCGAGCAAAGGAGCUUUGGUGAGGAAGGACUUCGUGUUUCAACCUUUGUCUAAUGACUCUCUUAACCUCUGGUCUCAAAAGCUCCGUCAAUACAUAGACUCGCUCGGUCGGCCUAAACGGCUAUUUGUUUUUGUGAACCCAUUUGGUGGAAAAAAAUCUGCAUCCAAGAUUUUUGUUGAUCAUGUGAAACCUCUUUUUGACGAUGCCGAUGUCCAUAUUACAUUGCACGAAACUCAAUAUCAGCUUCAUGCAAAAGAAGUAGCUAGUUCACUUGAUCUGUCCAAGUAUGAUGGCAUUGUUUGUGUUAGUGGGGAUGGAAUCUUGGUUGAGGUAAUAAAUGGACUGCUUGAAAGAGAGGAUUGGGAGGCUGCAAUAAAAAUGCCUAUUGGAGUAGUUCCUGCAGGGACAGGAAAUGGCAUGGUAAAGUCCCUUCUGGAUUCAGCUGGCUAUCCUUGUACAGCACCUAAUGCUGUUCUUACCAUUAUCCAAGGCCAUAAGCGCUCACUGGAUGUAGCUACAAUUUUGCAAAGAGAGACAAAAUUUUUUAGUAUAUUGAUGCUUGCAUGGGGUAUGCUUGAUUUUACUUGCACGGGUCUGGUUGCGGAUAUUGACAUUGAAUCUGAAAAGUAUAGGUGGAUGGGAAGUGCUCGCAUAGAUUUCUAUGGUCUUCAACGAAUUUUACAUUUGAGGCAAUACAAUGGAUGUGUUUCUUUUGUGCCUGCACCCGGCUUUGAAACUUAUGGAGAGCCAACUAGUUACCCCAACAAAUCUACUGGCAAGCCUGAUAGCUGCAGUCCAAGUGAAGAGGAGUCUAUUAAGGUUCGGCAUCAUGGUUACCAGGGACCUAAUAUUGACUUGGAGAAUUUAGAGUGGAGAACUAUCAGUGGGCCAUUUGUCUCAGUCUGGCUUCAUAACGUACCUUGGGGUAGUGAAGGCACAUUGGCAGCCCCAGAUGCCAAGUUCUCAGAUGGUUAUCUAGACUUGAUCAUUAUGAGGGAUUGCCCUCAGUUAGCUUUAAUGUCAUUGAUGACAGGAUUGAACGAUGGAAGUCAUGUCAAAUCACCACAUGUCACAUACCUCAAGGUGAAAGCAUUCGUCUUGGAACCUGGUCCCCAAACCAAGGAACCAACAAAGGAAGGGAUCAUAGAUUCAGAUGGUGAGGUCCUGGCUAGAGGGAAAGGAACUUACAAGUGUGACCAAAAGGCACCCAUGGCCUAUGAUAAACUUCAAAUAGCCGUGCAUCAAGGUUUAGCUACCUUGUUUUCUCCUUUCUAGAGAGUUGAUUCAAUUUCAUUUGAUGGUCCCUCAGAUAUUGAAAUUCCAUGGGUUUGUUCAUUUUAUUCUGCCUGUAUAGAGCCAGAAAGGGUAAAUAACUCAAUAAGGCAAAAGAAAAGUAGAAACGUUCUUUAACAAGUUGUUGCUGUCAAUUUAUUGCCUUUGGUGAGUAAAUUUACCCCCCCAAAAAAAAGGAUUACUAUCAAGGCAAUGUACAGUUCAUUUGCUGCUUCGAAAUUAUUUGCUAUAAA
Molecule: messenger RNA, 1963 nt
Organism: Quercus lobata
Lineage: Eukaryota; Viridiplantae; Streptophyta; Magnoliopsida; Fagales; Fagaceae
Product: sphingosine kinase 1-like
Exons: 10
Coding region: 210-1712 (500 amino acids)
Biological process (GO): sphingosine biosynthetic process; phosphorylation
Cellular component (GO): membrane; intracellular membrane-bounded organelle; cytoplasm
Molecular function (GO): lipid kinase activity
Source: RefSeq, a predicted model, not a curated record